Blastomyces gilchristii SLH14081 is the source of this 644-nucleotide messenger RNA. RefSeq lists its product as uncharacterized. The record is from RefSeq and is a predicted model, not a curated record. Lineage: Eukaryota; Fungi; Ascomycota; Eurotiomycetes; Onygenales; Ajellomycetaceae. The transcript has 3 exons. Bases 1 to 564 code for a protein of 187 amino acids.
AUGGCGGAGGACCCAUCAGUCGUUUACGCUACUGUGGGAGUUGAACAAGCCAUACGCCUAUUAAAGGUGUCGACGUUUUCGGAGAAUAUUCAGGUCGAAGGGAGCUGUGGCCCUGAGGGAACCAUAGCCCUAGGGGAGUCAUACUUGGCUCAAUGGAAGAGGGACGCAACUCCUUACACAAGGCUCUCAGCUCUACCAUUAUUCAGAUGGGCACAGGCAAAAAUCGGAUUGCGACAAUUUCUACACGAGAGGAAGGUGCCUGAUGUUACCGACGCCCUGUGCGAAUGUGGUAAUGGAAACCAAACAGUACGGCAUGUCCUCUUGGCGUGCCUCAGAUUUAACAGGCUUAGGAUAGAGUCAUGGGAAGACAGUGACGGAAAAAGAGAACGACUGGAUCUCAAGGAGAUCCUCAAUACGCCUAAGCUAGCUAAGAUAAAGACCAAUGGCCGGAUUGCUGGUCAUAUAGGUGUCAACUCCGCCAGCAGAAAAUUUAGUAUAGCACUGACAUGCAGCACUUCAAACAGGAGCAUCACUGUUGGGUAUGGUCUCGACAACAGAACAUGAGGGGGAUGUUGAUUGCCAUCUGGGAUAACUGUACUAAAUGUCCCUAAUACUGAUUUCGUUUCAUGAAUUAAAUGCCACAA